Molecule: messenger RNA, 4787 nt
Organism: Westerdykella ornata
Lineage: Eukaryota; Fungi; Ascomycota; Dothideomycetes; Pleosporales; Sporormiaceae
Exons: 2
Coding region: 247-4455 (1402 amino acids)
Biological process (GO): regulation of GTPase activity
Source: RefSeq, a predicted model, not a curated record
UCCCGAACGAGCUCUCCUUGCAGCGUCAUUGUUGCGCCGGUUCCUGUUACACGUCCGACCCGUCGCCAAUGCAAAGCUUGCGCCGCCUAUAGCUGGUAACGGGCAACAUCAACAAGGUGCAUGCGCAACCUCUCUUCCCACCAGCGUCCGCCCAUCUCCAACAGUACCUGGCGUCGUUGUUGGGUAUAUCCGUUAUCUCACCCAGAGCUUCGCUGAGGUUUCUCGUGGCGCAUCCCUUGGCCCAACAUGGAUCAGGCAAAGAGGCCACGGGAGCGAAAAGACAUGGGCUCACCAGAGAUGACGGCCGCAACACCUGUCCAGCGAGACGCCCGCCGCGAGCUCUCCUCGUCAACGAUACGCGCCGUCACUCCAGAGUCAAUCCCCGAGAAUGGUGUCGCUAUGCAGCAGUUUGCCGGUUCCCCGCCCAUAUCUCCCCGUUCAGGCGGCGGUCAGGCUUCAAGGGGGACGAAUCCGCGCAGCUUCGUGGCAAGAACAAACGAGAACGAAUACUGGAGAAAUGCAAGAGAAUCGGGUACACGACCGCGCACGAGGACAAUGGAGGAACGGUCAACGCGGGACAGGUCACCACCCAAUCUGUUCGUGACUAGCCGUCAUCGCAUAGGCUCAGUUCACUCGACAGCACCUGCGACAUUUCAGGGCCUUGAAGAGGCGGUAGUCACUUCCAUUGGUCAUCCCUCGAUCGCAUCACCGCUCUCUCAACCCCCACCACGUACAUCUAGCACAAGCAGUAGACGCAUCAUGAAGCAAUCGCGGGAUACCAGUUCUCCAACACCACACAUGUCGGCGCCUUCGGAUCACCAACCCGACUCAUGGAUCAGCCCUACCCUCGCCUCCGAUGCCAGGAAAAUCUUGAAGUUGAUGAGGUCUACUUGUGGCAGAAUGCAGGGCAUGCUUGCCUUCAGGAGAGGGGAGACAAGCCCGUGGUCUCUUUCGUAUUGCUACAUAAACGAGGAUUCCGGUAGUCUGGUGUAUGAAUCUAAGAAUGAUGCCACUUAUCACAGAACCCUGAUUCCCGACCUAAGGGGCUGCAAGGUACAGACCGCUUACGAUGCGGAUGCCUACACCGCAUAUAUCCAUGUCCGGCCGCACAACUCCAAACUCGAUGUCUUUCUUCGGCCACCCACGCAGGAUGAGUUUGAGUCCUGGUUUGCUGCUCUGCUCUGUUGGCAGCCCAUGCGCCCUAAAGGAAUACACAAUAAGAUGGCCAAACCGCAAGCGCCCCUGGUACCAGAGCGACGGCUAGCGGACAGUAGGAGAAUGUCAGAGGUGUCCUUGUUUGGUAAGGAGGCUCCCAUCAUCAAAGUUGGGAAAAUGAUAUACUGGGAUACGAGUGUCACCUACAGCAACACAGGUACCCCAAAGUCGGCAGCUGGUUCGCGGCCACAGGCUUAUCGAAUCCAGAGCCAUGGCUCGCGACGGUGGAGGCGGGUGUCGUGCACCCUCCGUGAGAAUGGCGAACUGAAGCUGUACUCGGACACAGACGUGACAUUGGUCACUGUUGUGCAGCUCAGGGAACUCUCACGUUGUGCCGUUCAACGUUUGGAUCCUUCCGUCCUCGACAAUGAGUUUUGCAUUGCCAUAUACCCCCAGUAUACGUCCAGUUCUACUUCUCUGUCGUUGUUGCGGCCAAUCUUCCUGAGUUUGGAGUCACGAGUCCUAUACGAGGUCUGGAUUGUCCUCUUGCGCGCCUUUACAAUACCCCAGUUGUAUGGACCGAAACCUUCUGUGGAUGAUGAUGGCUCUCCCACUUUGGAUCUGUUCCGCAUGGAACGCUCGCUCUUUGUGAGAGUCAUCGAAGCCAGAUUACUUCCGCCUAUUUCACCAAAGAUGGAGAACACGCCGACACGACCGACUUCGGCUGCCGCAAAUUCAGGAGGAUACUACGUUGAAAUCCUACUGGACGGCGAGACCAGAGCGCGCACCAUGGCCAAGUCAGAAGGCCAAUCACCAUUUUGGAGAGAGGAGUUUGAGUUCACUGAUAUGCCGGCAGUGCUCGCCACCGCGUCUCUAUUACUCAAGAAGCGGAUGCCCAACCCUAGACACGGCAAAGACGUGUACGAGAUUCCAGACUUCUCAACGUCCGAUGCCUCAGGUGGAUAUGCGGGUAUCUCGUUUGACCAAACAUACGGGAAAGCGGAUAUCUACCUUGACGACCUAGGCCCCUCGCAAGAAGUUGAGAAGUGGUGGCCUCUUGUCAACAUGUAUGGGAACUCGGUCGGGGAAGUUCUUGUCAAAGUCUCUUUUGAGGAGAGCGUUAUCCUAAUGGCAAGAGACUACCAGCCGAUGUCCGAGUUACUACACCGAUUCGACAACGGCUUAACAUUACAGAUUGCGCAGAUGAUCCCCAACGAGCUGAAAAAGCUGAGCGAGUACCUGUUGAACAUCUUUCAAGUCUCCGGGCAAGCGAUCAAGUGGAUUCGUAGCCUAGUUGAGGAGGAGAUCGACGGGACGUUGAAGGAAACCCCAGCCAGUCGGCUGAGAUUUAGCAAGAGGUUAGGCAGCACAGACUCUGGUGAUAGCUCUAACAGCUUUCCCAGCACUUCCGACAGAGAGCUUUUCCUCCGGGAUAUGCAUAACAAUGCUAAGCUGGAAGCCAACCUGCUCUUCCGCGGCAAUACGUUGCUGACGAAAGCCCUUGACUUCCAUAUGAAGAGGCUCGGAAAGGAAUACCUCGAAGAGACGCUAUCGGAGAAGCUACGAGAGAUUGACGAGCGCGACUACGACUGUGAGGUUGACCCAAACCGCAUCGAAGGCAAGCACGAGCUCGAGAGGAAUUGGAGACGCCUGAUCAACCUGACGGAAGAGAUCUGGCGGGCAAUCUAUAACUCUGUGCCACGAUGUCCGCAAGAACUGAGGCUCAUCUUCCGGCAUAUCGCAGCUUGUGCCGAAGAUCGAUAUGGCGGCUUCCUGCGGACUGUCAAGUACAGCAGCGUGUCUGGAUUUCUCUUCCUGCGAUUCUUCGUUCCGGCCGUGCUGAAUCCCAAACUCUUUGGCCUUCUGAAAAACCAUCCCAAGCCGCGUACCCGUCGUACCUUGACGCUUAUCGCAAAGUCCCUGCAAGGUCUUGCAAACAUGUCGUCAUUCGGUACCAAGGAGUCAUGGAUGGAACCCAUGAAUGCCUUCCUCACCUCACAUCGCCAAGAGUUCAAGACAUAUCUCGACAACAUCUGUUCCAUAUCGUCGUCUACGUCGCCCUCGCCUCCUAUCCCUCCGUCCUACUCAACCCCGCUCGCGAUUUUACAGAGACUGCCCCCAACAUCACGUGAAGGCUUCCCCUCUUUGCCCUACCUUGUUGACCAUGCGAGGAAUUUCGCAGCGCUUGUUGACCUGUGGUUAGAGAACACUCAGAAGAGCGCACCCAACAUCCAAAGCACCGAUGGUGAUCUGCUCAAGUUCCAUAAUCUAUGCGUCAGCUUGCAUGAGCGGACCCAGGAAUGUCUCCAGCGUGCGGAGGCUGCAGAACGGCCAUCGUCGAGCCUCUCUGUAAAAUGGGAAGAACUGGUUGAGCAAUUGCAAGGAUCUGCCUCGUUCGAACCGUCCAGGGGCGCCGCAACACGCAACAAGGCACACCAUGCGUCUAGCCUUUCAGACGUCACCGCGUCUGCCCCUACCAGCCCUGAAAACUCCAAUGGUGCAAACAUGGUUGACGAUGCCGAGAGCUCAGAGGAGACCAGCACCCCCAUCACUAUAAAGACAGCUCGGUCUAACAAGUCACGUCACGGGCAGACACCAUCGAUCUCCGCUUCACAGAGUUCCUUGAAUUCGUCGUUCGCGCCCUUCCUCUCGAACCCUUUCUCUCGAAAAGAAGGUAAAUCCGCAAAACCCCACGGCCACAUGGCAAAUGAUUCCGCGUCCGCAGCCGAGGAGGAUGAAGCAGACGAAGCAGACACUCGACCCGGCAGCUCCGACGGCGUGCACAACUUCCCCACCCAUCCCCCCUUCGUUUAUCCACACCGUACAACCUCGCCGAUCACACACCCGUCCAACUCCUCAACCUCGUUCUCUGCACGCCACAACCCUGACGCAAAUGUCCCUGUCAGCUUGAGCCAUAUCGCUACACAAACUGGCAGGGCGAUAGGACACCCUCCCGGCUCAGCUGGCGGCGACUCACUCGAUGAGUCCGACGCAGGGAGCUUUGAUGAGCAUGCUACGGCCCUACCGGUGUUUGAUAAGGAGCGGGAGAAGGAAAGGAGAGGGGGUUUGCAGAAGAUCCUGCCUUUUAAGAGGAGGGGAAAGAAAGAGGAGAAGGAAAGGGAGAAAGAGAUUAAAGAGAGGGAGAGAGGUAAAGAGAGGGAGAGAGACAGAGAAAGAGACAGGGAUUACCGUGACCGUAGCGUUGAUAGGGAACGGGGGAGUAGCGCACUCGGGGACUAUAGCAUGGGAAGGCGAGGGGCAGUUAAUGAAGGUGGUGAAGAGCGAGAGAGAGACUUCUGACUAGAUGGCUGGUUGACCGGAACGUAUCACAGGUCGUCUGCGGCGGCAGGGGCGCAAGAGAUACGGAGGAGGAAGAGCGCUUCAGAGUUGUGAGGGAUGAGGUUGAGCGGAUGUGCGAGGACCCACCUAGCUUAUAGGGAAGGGGUGUGUCGAAGAAAAUGUCUGGAGGCAGCAGUCGAUUUUCAGUCCUGCGUUCAAGCGAGCACGCUUUUGCAGAGAACGGCGCCACAAGAUAGCAUGGUAUGGCCGGCGGCAUCGUUUUGAUUGCUAUAGACUGCCUACGAGGAAACCCCCGCCUGGAACGAUUGGCGUUUACGAUUCACGAAGUUGAU